UCAAAAAUGAUAUUGAGAGGACCGAAGAUGAACAAGGAAUUUGAGGUUUGCUUUUUCCUUCUCGUGAUUUUAAGAAGUCAUUGCGCUGAAGCUUCCUCCAUUGGAUGCAAUGAGCCUGAUUGCAGCAAGGCGAAAUUCAACUACGAUCGUGAAAGUUGUCUUGGUCCAGUGAACUGGUCGGAUAUAACUCCAUGCUGGUCACAAUGUGGUGGUAACCGACAGUCCCCAGUCAACAUCAGGCGAGCUGACGCCACCUUUUCCAAUAUUGGAUCAUUUACGUUCAAUAUUGGUGUUCAGCAAGCUUUCCAGGUCUCAACAUUUAGCAACGGAUUCGCAACAACUUUUAAAAUAGAGAAUGCAAACAUUAUUCUCUCUAAUGUAAACCAGUUUGGUCUAACUGGUAGCUCCUUCAAACUAGAUGGAUUUCACUUCCACACCGGAAGAUACAACAGCAUGAUGGGAUCAGAGCACUCGUUUGACGGAGAAUUUACACCGUUAGAGCUUCACCUGGUAUUUUACAACACAAAAUACCCGGAUGUCAACACCGCUAGUACGCAAUCGGAUGGACUGGUGGUCAUAGGGGUUUUGGUGCAGGCUCCCGGUGGAGUAUGGAAUUCACAGUUUCCUGAUUGUCAGAAAACUAAUCAAGCAGAGCUUAGCAGAGUUUUAACAAAAGCUUUCAAAAAGACAGAGGACUAUUCUGAAGAUGAACCAUUUUUCGCUGAUGUAGCCCUAGAGGAUUUAUUACCAUCUGACCAAGAAAGCUUCUACACAUAUGAGGGAUCGUUAACCACGCCCUCUUGUUCUGAAUCAGUCACGUGGAUUGUGAUGAAGUGUCCUAUCACCGUCUCAGUAAAUGCCAUUGAAAAUUUCAAGAAUAUCAAAAUACAAAACGGCGAAGAAGAGCUUGGAGUUCAUGGCAGUAGAAGGCCGGUGCAAAGAGGUCAACAGAACACACCAUUCACUUUGCUGAGAAAUUUCUGAUAAUGUUAUCUAUAUGAUUAAGUCAGAAGAAACGUGUUUCAAAAUCUAGUAUCAAAAUCAUAGCACAAAGAGGAAUACCAAGAAAUAUAGUGAAUCUCGUAUUUUAAUUUCGUUGAUGGUUUGAAAACGGAAUUUUAUAUUUUUGUCCCCAUUCUCAACAAAGAAAAUCAAAAAUUUCUUAACUUAAAGUUAUGAUAAGAAUUAUGAUUAUAUAAGUUAAAAUAAAACUUCUACUGAAUAAAAAGUAGCACAUGAACAAUAACACCAAUAAAUGAAUUACUCCUAUAAUGUUUAUGCCUCCUGGUGAAUAAAAGGUGUAUAAAACACAUUUCACAUCUCAUGUUUGAUCCGAGAACUCUGAAUUAUGUCUCUUCUAACCCUAUUUAGCUUGAAUUUGUAAAUCUUCGUUAAUCAAAUAAUAUAAGUAAAUGUGUUGUUUUUAUAUUGAUAAAUCUUUGGUGUGACUUUGGUGUGACUGGAUCAGUCUUAUAUCUAUUGCAAAGUAGUGGCCCAGCUGUUAGCAGCAACAGUUUGACACGUUAAUUAAAUUAAGCAGAAAGUAUCUUUUUACAAAUUUUGAUACAUUUUUUCGCCAUAACUGCAAUUGACAGAGGGACUCGUGUUGAUUGAUUCUAUGAUUUACUAGUAUACCGUUGUAUCCUUCAGUCAAUGAACAUCAUAUAUUACAACUUCAUUUUAAUAUAAUUCCUAGGUAUUCAUUUAUAAAAUAAUGUUAGUCGAAAUAUCAUUUUGAUGAUCAAUAAAAUGUAUGUU
This is a messenger RNA of Magallana angulata, 1758 nucleotides long. RefSeq names its product nacrein-like protein C2. Gene Ontology annotation, molecular function: zinc ion binding; carbonate dehydratase activity. The transcript has 7 exons. The record is from RefSeq and is a predicted model, not a curated record. The coding region runs from base 7 to 984 and encodes 325 amino acids. Lineage: Eukaryota; Metazoa; Mollusca; Bivalvia; Ostreida; Ostreidae.